CCGUUUUCGCUGCCAGCGACAGCUCGCCACCAUGCGCCUCUACGUCUGCGUGCUCGAGGCGCGCGGCCUCCCGAGCGGCGACGAGGGCGGCGGGGUCUACGCGAGGGUGAAGGUGGCGAACCAGAGGGCGCGGACGCGGGCGGUGGAGCCGGCGGAACCGGGCGGCGCGGCGGCGUGGAACGAGGAGUUCGCGUUCGAGGUGGGCGCGGAGGAGGGCGAGGCGGUGGAGGUCGGGGUGGCGCGGCGCCGGGAGGGCGGGGCCGGCCGGAGGGAGGUGCUGGGCAGGGUGAAGCUGCCCGUGCCGCCGCCCGCCGCGCAGGCCGCCUCCGGGCCCCGGCGCUCCGUCCCGCCGACGUGGUUCACGCUGCGGCCCAAGCACCGCCGGAAGGGCGACUGCGGAAAAAUUCUUCUCACGUUUUCACUCUAUGGAGAGAACAAUGACAAUACAGUCAUCCACUCGUCCACUUGUUCGAGCUCCAGGAGUGGCACUGACGUUGAAAUUGAGAGAUCAACUUAUAGUGAACAUUCAGGCACAAACAGUGUCAUGGUUGAUUCCCCUAGGAGCUCUGCAGUGGCACAAACCUAUCUAGAUGAUUCUGACCAUUCGACGCAAGCAAAUUCCAGUACAGUUUCUGAAGAUGAUAGUCUGAUAGAGCCUAGUACACCAACCGCAAAGAGUGCACAUGACCGUGACGCUGAACUGUCUGUUCCAGAUGCAAGCUUUGAAGAAGCAAUGGAAGCCAUGAAGUCAGGAAGUAGUACAGCGGACAUGCCUGACGAUCUCGGUGGUGGCACAAUAUUUGAGCACACUUACCUUGUGGAGUCGAAGGAUUUGAACUCCCUUCUCUUUGGGCCUGAUUCCCAGUUCUCCAAAGACCUCCGUGAGCUGCAAGGGACAAUGGACUACGACGAACAGCCGUGGACCUGGAAGAGCCAGGAUCGACCCAGCUUAACCAGGACAUGUCGGUACACCAAGGGCGGAACCAAGCUUAUGAAAGAUAUCAAAACCAUUGAGGAACAGACGUAUCUUAAAGCUGAUGGCAAGAGUUUUGCGAUCAUGACCCGCGUUCGUACUCCGGAAGUUCCAUUUGGGAACUGCUUUGAGGUUGUUUUACUCUACAAGAUGACUCAAUCCCCUGAGUUGUCGUCAGGUGAAGAGAGCACACAUCUGACUGUAUCAUACAAUCUGGAGUUUCUUCAGAGUACCAUGAUGAAAAGUAUGAUUGAGGGAAGUGUAAAGGAUGGACUCAAGGAGAAUUUUGAAAGUUUUGCAGAAAUCUUGUCUCGGCAUGUGAAAGUAGCUGAUUCUGCUGGGAUGGACAAAGAGCAGUUGUUGGCACCACUUCAGACAGAUCACCCGUCACAUAUCAGACUUGCUUGCAAGUAUUUUUGCAAUUUUACCGUGAUCUCAACAGUGAUAAUGGCAGUGUAUGUUCUUGUGCACAUCCUUCUGUCUAGGCCAGGCCCACUUAUGGGUCUUGAGUUCAGUGGUAUAGAUUUACCCGACACAUUUGGAGAGCUGAUCACAUCUGGCAUACUAGUUCUUCAGAUGGAGCGUUUACUGAAUAUGGUAGCUCAUUUUGUACAAGCAAGGAUAAAACGAGGAGGUGAUCACGGGGUUAAGGCUAAUGGUGACGGUUGGCUACUGACAGUAGCUCUAUUAGAGGCUACAAGCUUGCUGCCUGUUUCUUGUGGAUCUGUAGAUCCUUAUGUUGUGUUCAGUUGUAAUGGCAUAAUGAGAUCAAGCUCUGUUCAACUACAGACUCAAGAACCUCAAUGGAAUGAGAUAAUGGAGUUUGAUGCCAUGGAAGAGCCACCUGCUAUGUUGGAUGUUGAAGUUUUCAAUUUCGAUAGCCCGUUUGAUCUGGCAAUCUCACUGGGACAUGCAGAAAUUAACUUUCUUAAACGCACAUCAACAGAACUAGCAGAUAUAUGGGUACCACUGGAGGGAAAACUAGCCCAGACAUGCCAGAGUAAGCUGCAUUUGAGAAUAUUUCUUGAAAAUACUAAAGGACCUGAGACAUCAAUGAGAGAUUAUCUUAACAAGAUGGAGAAGGAAGUUGGUAAGAAGUUACAUGUUCGGUCACCGCACAGAAAUUCAACAUUCCAGAAGCUUUUCAGUUUGCCUCACGAAGAGUUCCUUAUAGCAGAUUAUGCAUGCUCUUUAAAGAGGAAAUUGCCAUUGCAGGGAAGGCUAUUUCUGUCAGCUAGAAUAGUUGGUUUCUAUGCCAAUUUGUUUGGGCACAAAACGAAAUUCUUCUUUCUGUGGGACGACAUCGAGGAGGUGGAAGUUUCACCUCCAUCUUUCACAACAGUAGGCACCCCAUCAUUGGUGUUCACGUUAAAGAGUGGGCGUGGGCUUGAAGCGAAGAAUGGUGCCAAAUCACAAGAUAAGGAGGGGAGGUUGAAAUUCCAGUUCCAUUCGUUUGGAUCAUUUAGCAAGGCUAGCAGGACAAUAAUUGGUCUGUGGAAAACAAAAUCGUCAGCUCUUGAACAGAGGGCCAAGCUUGAAGAAGAUCAAGAUGAUGAGAGCUACGACGAUCUUGAUGACGUCCAGUCUCUGUUGAGCAUUGGAGAUGUAAACCUCUCAAAGGAGUAUACAGUGGAACAUCCUAUUGAUGCAAAUCUGCUGAUGGGUGUGUUCGACGGCGGCCCCUUGGAGACGAGAACAAUGAGCAGGGUCGGGUGCCUCGACUACACCGCCACGCCGUGGGAGGAGACCAAGCCUGGCGUCCUGGAACGACACGCCAGCUACAAGUUCAACCGCUACAUGUCCAUCUUCGGCGGCGAGGUGGCCAGCACCCAGCUGAAGUCGACGUCAGAGGACGGCGACGGGUGGACAGUGUACGACGUCAUGACUCUGCACAACGUCCCCUUCGGCGACUACUUCCGGGUCCAUCUGAGGUACGACAUCCGGAGCGUGGCCGUGGCGGCGUCAGAGCCGGCGAGCUGCCGGUGCGAGGUGCUGGUGGGGAUCGAGUGGCUCAAGAGCAGCAAGUUUCAGAAGAGGAUCGCGAGGAACAUCUGCGACAAGCUGGCGCAUAGGGCGAAGGAGGUGCUCGAGGUGGCCGGCAAGGAGAUCACGUCGGCCAUGUCGGGCUAAAAGCUGAUCAAGCUGGACUAGUGGCGUUUUUUUUUUGUUCUCCAUCUUCCGGCAAGGCGUAAAGCCUAGCGCUAUAGUUACUAGUUCGUCGUUAGCCUCUUCGUUAAUUUGGUAGCUGACAGAGACAUAAGGUAACACGCGCUAAGAGCAAUGCGCUAACAAACAGUAGUAGUACCAAUCAAUUCCUUGUAUACAAACUUAUACAAGUAAAUAAAGAAAAGGAGCGGAGGAAAUAUUCCGUGGGAAAAAGUAUGUAUGUGGCGGA
Lolium perenne is the source of this 3368-nucleotide messenger RNA. RefSeq names its product C2 and GRAM domain-containing protein At5g50170. The record is from RefSeq and is a predicted model, not a curated record. Lineage: Eukaryota; Viridiplantae; Streptophyta; Magnoliopsida; Poales; Poaceae.